Molecule: messenger RNA, 1086 nt
Organism: Asparagus officinalis (garden asparagus)
Lineage: Eukaryota; Viridiplantae; Streptophyta; Magnoliopsida; Asparagales; Asparagaceae
Product: thaumatin-like protein 1b
Exons: 3
Coding region: 40-960 (306 amino acids)
Biological process (GO): defense response
Cellular component (GO): extracellular region
Source: RefSeq, a predicted model, not a curated record
CAUUCUCUCAUCUCCUCCUCAAUUCUCAAAUACUCAACCAUGACUCAAUUCCUCCUCCUCCUCCUCCUCCUCCUCCUUUGUACAGAAAGAGUUCUAUCUUCCACCUUCACUAUAGUGAACGAGUGUGACUAUACAGUUUGGCCCGGCGUGCUGUCGAAUGCCGGCAGCGACCCGAUGGGGUGCACGGGCUUUGUUCUGAAUGCCGGUGAGACCCGGACGUUGAAGGCUCCGUCGGGCUGGGCUGGGCGGUUCUGGGCGCGAGCCGGAUGCACAUUUGAUGGAUCGGGUCGGGGGAAUUGUACCACCGGGGAUUGCGGGUCGAAUCAGAUUGAGUGUAAUGGCGCCGGAGCUACGCCUCCGGCGACGUUGGCGGAGUUUAAGCUUGACGGGGAUGAUGGGAAGGAUUUUUAUGAUGUUAGCCUUGUUGAUGGGUACAACAUGCCGGUGCUCGUGGUUGCUAACGGCGGCACCGGCGUGUGCGCAGCCACCGGAUGUGCGGCCGAUCUGAACCGUCAAUGUCCUAAUGAACUUAAACUAGCGGCUGGAGAUGGAUGCCGGAGUGCCUGCGAGGCGUUCGGUACGCCGAAGUACUGCUGCAGCGGCGAGUUUGCGAACCCGAACACGUGUCAGCCAUCCGUGUACUCUGAGAUGUUCAAAUCUGCGUGUCCGAGAUCUUACAGUUAUGCGUAUGAUGAUGCUACGUCCACCUUCACUUGCUCUGGUGCUGAUUACACCAUCACAUUUUGCCCUGAUUCAGUGCCAAGCCAGCCAUCGACGAAAGCUCCUUCUCCAAAGAAGAAAGGAGUGUUUCUUCAAGAUGACUCGUGGCUUGCAAGCUUGGCCAUCGGGGAUGCAAGCCCUAAGAUGAUGAAAUGGAGAAACCAUUUCCUUCGACAAGCAGCACCAACGGUCAUAACUGUUAGUUUUAGCGCCCUACUGCUACUCCGCCUCGAGAAUUGAAAUUUCAUUAUGUGUGUAAUACUCCAGAUGAUAUUUAAAAUUCCAGUCCCAAUUUAGUUUCAUCUUCUGGUGAUUUUAGACUAGAAAUCUGUUCUUCAACUUUUUAAGUGUAAACAAACUGGUUCC